AUGGCUUGGCCGUGCAUUACGCGUGCUUGCUGCAUCAACCGCUUCUGGACCGAGCUGGACAAAGCGGACAUCGCGGUGCCUUUGGUUUUCACCAAAUACUCGGAUGUGGCCGACGUGCAGCACCUGCCCCAUCACCCGCAGCCGAGGAGGGCCGGUGCCAUUGCCAUAGAAACCCAGCCCCAUCCCGGCGAGCAGGAGGCUGGGAAGGCACCGCCCGCGACGGGUGCCGCAGCGGGCAAAGAUGGCUCUACUGCGUCCGUCAUGCGCCAAGACUUCAAGGCGUGGAGAGUGCGCCCCGAGCCCAGCUGCAAGCCCAGGAAUGAGUACCAACCCUCUCCGACCCCGUUCAACAACGAAACUCAGUAUCAGAAGGAUUAUAAAGCCUGGCCUAUACCGAAAAAGCACGACCACCCAUGGAUCCCCAAGCCAAGCCCCACCGCCCCCGUCGCCGCCACUACCACCACCUCCGUCGGGCCAGAGCGGAGCGCAGGGAGCGGCAAGCCGGAGCAUGCGGCCGCCGAGGCCGAGAGCGGCGUGGAGAAGAGCGAGAUCGAGGAGAAGAUGCAGGAGAAAGAGUCGAAGGAGGCGAUGAAGAAGAAAAGCGUCCAGAGGGAAAGGUCGGCAGAGAGAGAAACAGGUGAGAAGACGGAGGGACAGAUGCCCGCAGAUGUGAGCGCCGAGCAGGGGGAAGGCAGAGCAGCUGCAGACGCUCUCAACAGACAGAUAAAGGAGGUUAUGUCGACUUCUAGCAGCUACAGGACUGAGUUCAAGGCCUAUAAGGACGUGAAACCAGUGAAGCCCAUCAAAGCUCCAUCUCAGUAUAAACCCCCCGCGGUGGAGACCAGUCUGGAAACCAGCUACAACGCCACAUUCAAGGGGGAGCAGGUGAAGGCUCAGCCCAAUGACAACAAGCUGCUGGAGCGCAGGAGGAUACGCAGCCUGUACAGUGAGCCUGGCAAGGAGCCCGCCAAGGCGGAGAAACCAGUGUCUCGCACCAAACCAAAAAAGACACCAACAGCAACAGGAAAGAUGGUGAAGAAAGCAAAAGAGAAGCAGAUUGCUAGUUCCCAGUCAGGCAAGAAGAAAUCUUCUUUGGGCACCCCAGAACCCAAACCAGAGGGAGCUGUCACAAAGAAGAGCAAAGAGAUCAGUAAUAGACUGGCAGAAGCAAAGCAGUAAAAGCUAACUCCCCGCACUUGUGUGCUGAUCAAAGGUUACUUGACGAAUUAGGCAAAUCUCUUCCCUUUGGUUUAUUUCCUUACCUGUUGUUUUUGCUGUCCUGUCACAUAUUGUUCACCUCUGAAUGGGCACUGAUGUUGAGCUUUUAGAAUAAUGCAAAUAACUUCACUGUCAACUGUGUGUGUGAAUGUGUGUUUGUGAGUGUGUGAAAAUAUGUGAUUGCUUGUGUUUUGGUGCACAGAACCGCUUUAUAUUAAUUGAGCACAUAAUUUGCACAUUAUUUAUAUGGGUUGUGUUUGACAUC
Molecule: messenger RNA, 1483 nt
Organism: Xiphias gladius (swordfish)
Lineage: Eukaryota; Metazoa; Chordata; Actinopteri; Istiophoriformes; Xiphiidae
Gene: map6b
Product: microtubule-associated protein 6b
Exons: 3
Coding region: 1-1179 (392 amino acids)
Biological process (GO): cytoskeleton-dependent intracellular transport; microtubule cytoskeleton organization; regulation of microtubule cytoskeleton organization
Cellular component (GO): cis-Golgi network; Golgi-associated vesicle; microtubule
Molecular function (GO): calmodulin binding; microtubule binding
Source: RefSeq, a predicted model, not a curated record